Striga asiatica is the source of this 492-nucleotide messenger RNA. The record is from the annotation of a GenBank genome assembly. NCBI's taxonomy places the organism in Eukaryota, Viridiplantae, Streptophyta, Magnoliopsida, Lamiales, Orobanchaceae.
AUGUAUGUCGGUCAUCUGAUAGAGCUUGAUGUUGCUUUAGGAUUUGAUGGUUGGCUGGGGAUUGCGUGGAGGUGGAGGAGGAAGGAUAUCUUUAAACUCUCGGGUAUCCCACCUACUCCUAGAGGAGUCCCGCAGAUCCCCGUCUGCUUUGAUAUUGAUGCCAAUGGUAUUUUAAAUGUCUCGACCGAGGAUAAAACGACUGGACAGAAGAAUAAGAACACGAUCACGAACGAUAAGGGUCGUUUGUCGAAAGAGAAAAAUGAGAAGAUGGUUGAAGAAGCUGAAAGUACAAAUCGGAAGAUGAAGAGCACACGAAGAAGGUUGAGGCAAAGAAUGCGCUCGAGAAUUACGCACAUGAUGAAGGACGAGAAGAUUGCUUCUAAGCUGCCGGAGGCUGAUAAGAAGAAGAUUGAGGAUGCUACAGAGGCAGCUAUUCAGUGGCUGGAUGAGAACGAACUGGCAGAGGCUGAUGAGUUUGAGGACAAGAUGUAG